UGACAUUACACAUGAAUGUGCGGUGCAGAGACGCCGAUGCUGGAGGACGCAGACGAAGGUGGGGUGAGGCUGUGGCACCUGGUGAAGGCCAGCGAGGAGCCGGAGCUGCCCAAACACCGGCGGGGCAGCCUGAGAGAGCGGGAGAGAGCCAAGGCCAUCCCCGAAAUCUACCUCACACGCCUGCUCUCCAUGAAGGGUACGCUGCAGAAGUUUGUGGACGACCUGUUCCAGGUGAUUCUCAGCACUAGUCGGCCGGUGCCUCUCGCCGUGAAGUACUUCUUCGAUCUCCUGGACGACCAGGCCGCGCACCACGGAAUCUCGGACAGCGAGACCAUCCACAUCUGGAAAACCAAUAGUCUGCCGUUGAGGUUCUGGAUCAACAUCGUGAAGAACCCGCAGUUCAUCUUCGACGUCCAGGCCUCGGACAAUGUGGACGCCGUCCUGUCCGUCAUCGCCCAGACCUUCAUGGACUCCUGCACCAUCGCCGAACACAAGCUGGGAAGGGACUCCCCCAUCAACAAGCUACUUUAUGCCAGAGACAUUCCUCGCUACAAGCAGAUGGUGGAGAGGUACUAUGCUGAUAUCAGACAGACCAUCUCUGCCAGUGACCAGGAGAUGAACUCUGCACUAGCAGAGCUAUCCAGGAAUUACUCAGGAGAACUGAAUUACCUUGUGGCCCUGCAUGAGUUGUACAAAUACAUCAACAAGUACUACGACCAGAUCAUCACUGCCUUGGAGGAGGACACUACCGCCCAGAAGAUGCAGCUGGGGUACGAGCGCCCCUAG
Messenger RNA from Anguilla rostrata (American eel), 786 nucleotides. Its product is annotated as plexin-B1-like. Gene Ontology annotation, biological process: semaphorin-plexin signaling pathway involved in axon guidance; regulation of cell migration. The record is from RefSeq and is a predicted model, not a curated record. Bases 16 to 786 code for a protein of 256 amino acids. Gene Ontology annotation, molecular function: semaphorin receptor activity. NCBI's taxonomy places the organism in Eukaryota, Metazoa, Chordata, Actinopteri, Anguilliformes, Anguillidae. The transcript has 7 exons. Gene Ontology annotation, cellular component: plasma membrane; semaphorin receptor complex.